AUGGGCGCCCAUGUGAGAACUCCUUACGUGGCUCUUGUUCUGCUCACCAUUCUCACUGCUUCGAGCAAGGUCAGUUCUCAAAGUCCUUGGAAGUUUAAUGAUCAGGAAGGUGGUGGUGAUGAUGAUGAUGAUUGCUUGUAUAUGAGCUGGAGAAGCUGUGGAAAUUUGUUUGGUCAGUUCGGGAGAAGCUCUGAGAACCCAGGCAAUUGGUUUGGCAAGCCAAAUACUGGAGAGAGAGGUGGUAAUAGUGGCGCCGGUGGAGGCGGAGGUGGCGGUGGCGGAGGCGGUGGUGGCAGUGAGGCUGGUGCCGGUGUUGGUCAUGGUGAAGGCUCUGGAGCGGGUUCUGGCACUGGGGAAAGCAAUGGUGGCGGUGGUGGCGGUGGCGGAGGUGGUGGUGAGGCAGGUGCUGGUUUUGGCCAUGGUGAAGGUUCUGGAGCAGGGGCUGGCGUAAAAGAAAGCGGUAGUGAUGGUGGUGGUGGAGGUGGAGAAGGGGGUGGAGGCAGUGAUUAUGGCGGAGGCUCUGGCCAUGGAAGUGGAUACGGCGAUGGUGCUGGAGGUGGAGACAUGGGAGGCGGUGGCGGUGGGGGCAGUGGAGAAGGUGGAGGAUAUGGGGAUAGCGGCUUGGGUGAAGGAUCUGGUCAUGGAAGCGGAUCAGGUGCAGGGUUCGGUGUAGGAGAUAGUGGUGGUGGUGGAGGUGGGGCCGGUGCUGCUGAAACUGGCAGUUCUCGUGGGGGUUUUGGUCAUGGAAGUGGUUUUGGUGCGGGAGCUGGAUUCGGCAACAGUGGAGGCAGCGGAGGCGGAGGUGGUGGCGUUGGAGGAAGUUCUAGUGAAGGGUAUGGUCAUGGGAGUGGGUUCGGGGGAGGUUUUGGUGUGGGUGGAUCUGGAAGCGGUGGAGGUGGAGGUGGAGGCGGAGGCGGAGGUGGCGGAAGUGGUUUAGGUGAAGGAUAUGGCCAUGGUGAAGGUGGCGGGUUUGGGGCAGGCAGUGGCAGUGGCGGCGGCCAAAGUGGAGGCAGCGGCAGUGUCCCCAAAAAAGGCCUUCAAGGGGGAAGUCAUGGGAUUGGGGUGGGAUUCGGCAUCGGUAUCGGGUUUGGUUUUGGCAUUGGGGACACUGAUGGCAAUGCCAAUAUCAAUAACUAUCCCAAAAAUGGUAGGAAUGGUGAACCCUAA
Punica granatum (pomegranate) is the source of this 1167-nucleotide messenger RNA. NCBI's taxonomy places the organism in Eukaryota, Viridiplantae, Streptophyta, Magnoliopsida, Myrtales, Lythraceae. The record is from RefSeq and is a predicted model, not a curated record.